Messenger RNA from Solenopsis invicta (red fire ant), 3824 nucleotides. RefSeq lists its product as uncharacterized. The transcript is spliced from 6 exons. The record is from RefSeq and is a predicted model, not a curated record. Gene Ontology annotation, molecular function: DNA binding. The coding region runs from base 609 to 2915 and encodes 768 amino acids. NCBI's taxonomy places the organism in Eukaryota, Metazoa, Arthropoda, Insecta, Hymenoptera, Formicidae.
CCGCCGCGGCGGCGGCUACCGACGUAUUCACGGCGGUAUUCGCACAGUCGUCGCGGCCGUGCGAGGUUCGUUGGAGGUUAGGGUGGCCAUCUUCCUCACGCGCGCGCUCGCUCGCUCGCUCGUGUAUCCCGGACCGUGUGUUUCUACCGCGCGUCGCGUAACCUUCCUGGCAUCGUCGUUACAGCUACGUUGAUCGCGCGAAGCGUAGUAAAAUCGUCACGUGGCGCGCGCAGUUUCGUCUCGUCCGCGCGUUUAAUGCCUCGCGCGGUGCGCGGACCAAGGUGUACGGUGGUGCGGCGCACUUAUUACGCGCUUUUCGGCACGCAGGUAUCGGAGCCCUGUGCUGAUCGUUACUCGUCUCCCCGGCUAGGCUUCCUCCUCCCCCCCUCUACGUGUGAUCAACGUGACCAACGUGAAUCGUCGUCGUCGACGUCGUCAUCAUCAUCGUCGUCGUCAUCCCUUGCAGCGAGAGAGGAGAUUGCCGUGUCGUCGAGCAGCGGCGGCGACAGCGGCAGCAGCGAUUGAACGCAAACGGCGACCGGCCGAAUUGCGAGGGAGCGACACGCGGAGGGAGGCGCAGCAGAGUCGCGCCCCGUAUCGUGGCACGAAUGACGAAGAUGCAUCAGCACCCGGUGCAGGCGGCGGCGCCGGUGGCAGCGGCGGGCGCGCGGAUCACGCACGAAGACCACAUUCUCGAGGCGAUCGAUCAGCUUCGGCGACGUAAAGCGCGCCCCGAUGCCGAUCGCAUAUGCAACUAUCUGCUCCGCAACUACGCGGUGGACGCGCGCGACACGAUCGCCGAUCUUCACCGGCUGAUCGAGGUCGAGAAGGUGAUCCAGGUGGACUACAAGGGCAACACCAGUUACCGCAACGCGAAGAAGUGGACCCGGUUGCAGCUCUUCAAGAAUCGACCGGAGGGCUUCCUCAAAGAGAAACUCAACUCUGGCAUGGUGUCGAGUGCGGUCGCCGAGCUCGUGGUCGAGGAGCCUGAUUACCUCGAUCAGGGCGUUCCCGCCAGCCGCCUCAUCGAGCAGCUGCUCGAUGGCGUCUCGAGCCCGACAUCCCGUCGCGUGGUCGAAGAGUUUCUCGGCCGCGAGGUCGCGAGCGGCAAUCUCGCGCGCCUGUCCAACGGCAAUUACUCGCUGGUAGCGACGCCCGACAUGACGACGGACGCGACACCGUCGCGACGCGGCGGUGACUCGCAGCCAUCCUCCUCCGCCGCGGCGAUCGCCUGCGCCCUGGAGAACGGCAACGCGACGCAACGGCGUGUCGGUAAGGAGACUGUUACUACCAACGGCACCGCCGUCGUCACCAGCAAUGGCACCAGCAGCGGUUUAACGAGGACGACGAAGGCAACGAAGACGGUGACGACGACGACGGCGGCGGCGGCGGCAACAACUUCCACGGCGACGGCGGAGCUCUACGAGUUCAACGAGACGGAUAACCUUACCGACACUACAUCCAACACCUCGCGAUCGUCCUCGCGGCAGGCUAACGAUAGUCCGAAACUGGAGCAGCAGCGGCAGGAUUAUGCUAAAAAGGAGGAAUGUUACGAAGUCAACGUUGGCAAAAACGAGCGAAGUGGCAGCGCGUCUCCACCGACCGUCGAGGUAGCGUGCAACGGCGACGUCGCCGACGGCGGUCGACGAGAGCACGAGUCCGUGGAAAUAGCGAUACCGACGUCGACGUCCGGCGUGGAGAACGGUAUUGUCAAGGAACCAAAGAGCAAUGAUGCCCAGAAGACGACGACUAACCUUAAAAGGUCCACCAAAGCUGAGCGCAAACAGCGUCUGUUCGCGAGAACGGACGAUCGUAUGGAUAUUGAAAUUAAAUUUGAGGACUACCGAAGUAGCAAGGAUGAUCGAGAAAAGCACGAGGAGACCGGUCGACGAUCCAGCGAGGAUCGUGAGGACGAGGACGCUGGCAGAAGCUCGUCGACGAACACGUCCCCGACUCCGUCCAAUGUAAACACCGGUGGAUUCCGUAGCGCCAGGCGAAAGAGAGCCAGAAAAGUAUUUGAUCCUUCGGACAACAAUCUGGUAAAGCGCAAACGUGGAAGACCAGUUAAUCACAAAAAUUCAUUGAUACAAGACUCUCAAGAAUCUUCUAAGCCAACUAUCAAGGAUGGGCCAUGCAGACGAUGCAGUCUUUGCGCCAAGGAAAAACAAGAGGCUCUUGUGGCUUGUAGGGAUUGUACAGUGCGAGCGCAUCCAAGUUGCAUUUAUAGUCCGGAAGAUGUACUACAAAAAGCCAAGAGCAAUUGGCAAUGCGAGCGUUGUAAAACUUGCACAGUAUGUUGCGAAACUUCUGAUGCUGGUCCAUUAGUGACUUGUCAUAACUGCGACGACGCUUAUCACUAUUUCUGUCAUUCGACUCGUAUUACCAUAAAAUCAAGCUCCAAGUGGUAUUGCAACGAAUGCACGCAAAAGCAACCGACGAAUGAUACAAAACGAAUUAGAACACUCAUUCAGUCAACGGAACAAGUAGGUCGGACACAAGAGGAACGGUGCAAAAUAAACGAUACUCAGAACGUUCAUUCAAUCAAUGGAACAAGCAGGCCAGAUAGCCCAUCCAGUACGACUAUCUUACCGCCGGUUCUAAGUCCACAAGUUUCUCCCACGAGAGGUUUUUCCGAACAGAUUGAAGACGAUGGUCCCAAAGGACCCAUCGAUCUCAAUAUUCCUGAUGCAAGAAAUUGGACUUCCGAGCAAGUGUAUCAAUAUUUUGCUAGAUUGUUUCCCAAAGAAGCCGAAGUUUUCCGACAACAGGAGAUAGAUGGUCACGCACUUCUAAUGAUGAAUCGAAAGGAUGUUCUAUGCGGACUUAAUUUACUACUGGGUCCUGCCUUGAAGAUAUACAGACACGUUUUGAAGCUUCAGUUUCGUAGAGAUGAUCCUGAAUUAUAUUGGCAAUAAUAUACAGACGAAUUUUGCGUAAAAUCGAUCUCUAUUAUAUUGUGCGCCGAAUCUUUUAAUCUACGAGAUUUAUGCUUCACAAAUCUUGUAAAUUAAGAUUACGUCACCGUUCUAGUUUAUAGAGAGUCUUCGUGUUGUACAUAUGAAGUAUCGUUAAAGAUCUCUUUUACAGAUAAUGAGGUAUGUUUUGCACGAAUAUGUGCUCCUUAAUAACAAGAAUAUUUGAGGCGGGUUUGGUUUACUGUUGAAUUCCGUUGGAGAUGUAUCUGCAUAUUCUCUGAAAAAGCACAGCGAUGAUCUUAAUUUUUAUUGGCAAUAAUAUAAUGAUAUUGCAUAAAUUCGAUCUUCGCAACGUUAUACAUGUGAUUUGUACAAAUCAAGCCUUUUUAUAGAAUAAGAAUAUAACUCAACUCCAAGGCAUGCUCCGUAUUGUACAGAUUAUGCAACACAUAUGAGACAUAUUGCUAAGACCUCCCGCGAACGAUUUAUCGCAAGCCAAACCGGUACCGAUUCGUAGAUGUGUGUACAUGCACAAUUGCGUAAUUUAAUGUACAUACACGUUCCGCCUUUUCAUACGCGGUAUUUUAUAAAAAAUAGAAGUAAAUAUUUUCUAUCUUCAAACUGUUACUUGUUAACGUUAAAUUUAAGUCUAAAAGUUUUAAGAGUUCUACAGCACUGUUCUGACAAAGAGAAAACUGUUGGAUAUGUGAAAAGGAAAAAAAAUCAGCUAAUUUUAUGACAAUUUUGAGUCACGUAAAUUUAUAUUUUAUUUUCACAAGUUACAUCUAUAGAAGUAACAUAUUCAUUUGUAGAACAUAGUUAUAUAAGAUACCGCUAAGUUAAGGAACACGAUACUUUGGUUUUACAUGUACUUUUCUAUUAUGCAAUAAAUAUUUUGAUAUUUAUAAA